AUGGAGCACACAGACCCGUUCCUCCAAGUCCAGGCAGACGUCCUGUCAACACUACAAUCCAGCCGUCCCCUCUUCUCCUCAUAUCUCCGCAUUCGUUCUCUAACCAAGAAUCCGUCCAACCCAGAGCUGAAGCAAGCGCGCUCAGAGCUCGAAAGCACAAUAUCCGAGCUCAGCGCGGACCUAGACGAUCUUGUCGAGAGCGUCCGCGCCAUCGAACAAGACCCUUACCGCUUCGGUCUAGAGCUGGAAGAGGUGCAGCGGCGGCGCAAACUUGUGGACGAUGUUGGUGCCGAAGUCGAGAAGAUGCGUGAAGAGCUUCAGGCUGCAGUUUCUCAUGCACCGGAACCGGACCUGCCCAAUCCUACGGAGUUUGAUGCUGCGCUCGAAGCAGAUGAGGGCCGGGGUGGGGAUGAUUACUAUGCUUCGAUGGAGCAGCAGCGACAGGUUGAGUUGAUGCAUGAGCAGGAUGAGCAGCUGGAUGGGGUUUUCCGCACAGUUGGAAACCUGAGGCAGCAGGCUAAUGACAUGGGCCGCGAAUUGGAGGAUCAGGCGAUUAUGAUCGAUGAGGUCGAUACGCUGGCAGACCGCGUGGGUGGGAAACUGACCAACGGCAUGGCGCGCAUUCGACAUGUUGUGCGAGCGAACGAGGGUAAGUAA
Messenger RNA from Penicillium maclennaniae, 657 nucleotides. Its product is annotated as SNARE domain protein. Lineage: Eukaryota; Fungi; Ascomycota; Eurotiomycetes; Eurotiales; Aspergillaceae. Gene Ontology annotation, biological process: Golgi vesicle transport. Bases 1 to 657 code for a protein of 218 amino acids. The transcript has 2 exons. Gene Ontology annotation, cellular component: membrane. The record is from RefSeq and is a predicted model, not a curated record.